Manis pentadactyla (Chinese pangolin) is the source of this 3828-nucleotide messenger RNA. It is a transcript of the gene TTI2, whose product is annotated as TELO2 interacting protein 2. NCBI's taxonomy places the organism in Eukaryota, Metazoa, Chordata, Mammalia, Pholidota, Manidae. The record is from RefSeq and is a predicted model, not a curated record. The coding region runs from base 847 to 2388 and encodes 513 amino acids. Gene Ontology annotation, cellular component: centrosome; nucleoplasm; cytosol. The transcript has 7 exons.
CAAGUCAGACGGGUAAUGUGCCAACGUCGUAACAAAAUUAAAGGGAGACACAUAUCACGCAGAAAGAACGUGAAAACCCAAUCAUCAUGCUUUUGAACUACAAAAGGAUCAAAGAACACGGCUUCCUAAGGAGCCACAGAUAUAGUCCACUAACUUUAAAGAAAGGGUGAUACAUAUACUUUGUAUAUAAAAUCUUGACAUAUAGAAUGCUGUACACUUAAAGGAUAUCACAAUAUUUUGUGAUUUUCCUUUUGUUUCUACCUUAAUAAACGAAAACAGAAACAAAAUUAGUGAGAGGAUCGCUAUAUAUGCAAAUAUUUCGCCCUAGUUCCACCCUUUUUUGAACCUCAAGUUCAAUUGCUUUACGAUAGUACGUCGUGAAAUGAGGCGGCUUGGCCGCAGUAUUGGCGGAAGCUAGCCUUGUGCUUUGCGGCAAUGGCGUGAGCUUGUUACGGGGCUGCAGGUACCAGUGGUGGUGUUUGUGUCAGGCUUUAGGGGUUUCUUAAACUCUGGAUUUUUGUGGGUUUUUUUCUUUCUUUCUUUCUUUUUGUAUUGACCCUGCAGAAAGGCAAGUGUAAUUUCUCCACGUCGCUGUUGGAAGUCAGAUUUUCUCCCAGAGAGGCGCCUUUCCUUUUCCUGCGUCUUUUCCACACAUUUUACUCUUAUCCCGUUAGACCCUCCCCACCAGCCCCUCGCAAAACGACUCGCCAUCUUAUUUGGUUUUACUUCUGUGCUUUGGGCGAAUUCCAGCCUCUAGGUGAUCACUCCUUCCCUCUUUAGCGGAUCCCCGCCCGCCUCCAUCUUCGUCCUCUGGGGGAGAGCAGUCCCUCGCGGCUAGUCUGAGGAAUGCGGCGUAGCAGCUCUCCGCAGGACUCUUCCUUGCCUGAAGAGUGGCCUUCCUCCGCCCUCGGACAGGCUUUCUCCCAGAUUUUACACCGUUUUACCAGCCAGGAGUCCCUAAGGGACAAGGAAAGAAAUGCAGCUCUUCGGGACCUCAGCGCUCUAAUGGAAGGCACAGACUGUGAUAGAUUAUUUGAGGGGAGUGGCACAUCACUCCGUGGAAUGCCAGAGAUGCUGGGGCAAGUGGUUAAAGUCCUGGGGAAGUAUGCAGCCCCACCCAAGGAGCAGGAAGGUAAAAGUGCUGGUUACUCUGAAGUGGCCGAGAAAGCGGCAGCUGUUGGGUUGCUAUUUCUUAACCUACUGAGGAAAGUUGAGGCGGCCAAGAAUUUGGUUUACCCUGCAUGGAAGACAAGCCUACGUCACUUGGCAGGGCCCGUCUAUAUCUUUGCCAUCACACACAGCUUGGAGCAGCCGUGGACCAGCCCAAGAUCUCAGGACGUUGCUGGAGAUGUGCUUGCCUUACUCCUUCAAGUUACUGAGUGUAGUUCUGUGGCGGGGUUUCUACACGGAGAAAAUGAAGAUGAGAAAGGGAGAUUUAUUGUGAUAAUGGAGCUUCUCAAACCGGACUUGAAUAAGGAAUCCUGGAAGAAUAACCCUGCCACCAAACAUGUUUUCUCACAGACUCUGCAACAGGUCACUCGACCCUGGCUGAACCAGCAUUUGGAAAGAGUGCUUCCUCCAUCACUGCUCAUCUCAGAUGACUAUCAAACUGAGAACAAAAUCCUGGGUGUACACUGCCUCCACCACAUUGUGCUGAAUGUGCCAGCUGCUGAUUUGCUCCAGUAUAACAGGGCUCAGGUCGUAUACCAUGCCCUUUUCAACCACCUGUACACACCAGAGCACAACCUCGUUCAGGCUGUACUCCUCUGUCUGCUGGAUUUAUUCCCAGUCCUGGAGAAAGCUCUGCACUGGAAGGGUGAUGCGGCUCGACCCCGCACACGCUGUGAUGAGACACUGCAGCUGAUCCUGACCCACAUGGAGCCAGAACACCGCCUCCUCUUACGCAGGACCUAUGCGAGAAACCUGCCAGCUUUUGUGAGGAGGUUGGGCAUCCUAAGUGUCCGGCACUUGAAGAGACUGGAGCGAGUCAUCAUUGGUUAUCUGGAGGUUUAUGAUGGACCGGAGGAGGAGGCUAGACUACAGAUACUGGAGACCCUAAAACUUCUCAUGCAGUAUACCUGGCCCAGAGUUCCCUGUAGGCUUGUGGUUUUAUUGAAGGCUCUCUUGAAACUGAUAUGUGAUGUAGCAAGGGAUCCAAGCCUUACACCUGAGCCUGUUAAGAGCGCCUUGUUAGAGGCAGCCACGGAAUGCCUCAUUCUCCUGGAUCACUGCUCUCAAGGACAGGUGAAGGGCCUUAUCGAAGGCAUGAAUGGGGAAGUUGUAGAUGUCGCCAUACUGAAGAACAUAAACACAGACUGGCUUUUACUACAUCUGGAUCUUAUGCUUAAAGUCUACUGUUCAAUAAGCAUAUUAUUUUCCUCAGUGUAAAGGAAGAAUACUUUGAUGAGUAAUAUUUCUAUACUAUUUUUUCAAGCCUAGAGGUGGCAGUGUCUUUAAAAAGUCCAUUUUGACAUUUAAAUAAUUUAGAGGCUAAUAUCAAACAGGUAAGUCCUAUAAGGGAAGGAAAUGGAUUACUUAAAAUUUUUAUAGUCUGUAAAAUCCUUGAAUGGAACAAAUUAAUUUUGCUGACAAAGGGUGAAUAGUAAGGAAAGUAAAUUUUAUUCAUGUUAUCUUUGUAAAUGACACCGAUUUUUUUAAAAAGAAAAAAUUUUAAAGACCUUUUGAAGACUAGGGUAAUAUACAGGAGGAUCAAAACUGUGUGGCUUUUGUACAGAGAUCUGGAACUGCUGCAUUUGGAAACAGGCAUUGAGGAUAAUGGAAAAAGGGAAAGGUCUCUUACUGAACAGAGUACCGAGAGUAACCAAAGUAUUUUAUGUGCUUGCUUCAAAGGAGUAAAGUGAGGAAGCCAGGGCCUGCUUGGUAUUUACUUAUUCUAGGAAUAAAACCAAAGUGAAGAUCUUUCUAGUAUCUCUGAAAAUAAAACACAUUUCCCAUUGUUUCCCAGCAUGAUGUUACCACCUAAAAAAUAACUUUACACCCCAAAGUUCCUAGCUUUCUCACCGUGUCUUGUUUCAGUCUCUCCAGCAAUUCCUUUUCAAUGGCAUUGUCCAGCUGAGCAGCUAUCAGUGCCUUUUCCUAAAUGAGAAAAAAGUAAACCCAUGUAUUUCAUUAGUACUCAUUUUUCAGUACAGACGUGGGUGAAGCUAUCAAGUUUUUACGAGAAAGACGUAAUCACUUUUUCCCUCCUGCUAUUACUGGCACUUUGGCAACCAGAUAUAUUUCUUCUUUCCCUCUCAGAACUGGGGAACUUUUUCAUUUAAAAAAUUAUUAGGGUUUGUAAGUAGCAUUCUAAACAACUAGAUUCUAACAAAGCCUUUGAUAGAAAUAAAAACCAUGUAGGUCUAUGUACAUUUAAGUGUCUCAGAAAAUGAGCAAUCGUGAAGCAGUCUUUGUGAAAGCUGAGAAGUGGAAACAGAGAUGAGACCUUAACUCUUUUACAUUUUCUAAAACCCUGUUAUAUUCCAUGUGAUAGAUUGAAAAGUAGAUAAAAAAAACAUAAAAUUCUUAACCUCAGUGUAGUCUAAGACUGUACAUUAAUGUGAUAGUGAAGGUCAUAGAGGAUUUUGAAAUGUUACUGAACUAUGUGAGAAUAUCACGUGUGCUUGGUAAAUUACAGUGCAGGAAGACUGGGGCCAUGUGGACCAGUUAAAAGGUUACUGUGAUGGUUUACACUGUCCUCUAACCUGGGUGCUUAUACCUCAAGGGUGAUCCACUGAGAUGUAGGAAGAAAAUACUCAAAACUUCUGUGUAUAUAAACUUGUACGUAACUUAAAGAAAAGCAUUACAAAUAUCUUCUAUGCAUAACAA